Molecule: messenger RNA, 1766 nt
Organism: Schistocerca serialis cubense
Lineage: Eukaryota; Metazoa; Arthropoda; Insecta; Orthoptera; Acrididae
Product: katanin p60 ATPase-containing subunit A1-like
Exons: 14
Coding region: 1-1728 (575 amino acids)
Biological process (GO): microtubule severing
Cellular component (GO): microtubule cytoskeleton
Molecular function (GO): microtubule severing ATPase activity; microtubule binding; ATP binding
Source: RefSeq, a predicted model, not a curated record
AUGUUAACCUGGACUGGUCACCUAAAAGAAGUUCACAAAGAUAUUUACAUAGGGAAACUAGCAAAAUUUGUGGACACAAAAUUACGAUCAGACAAAGAAGUGUUAUUUAAUAUAAGUAUCAUUGUUAGUGACUUAGAAACUAUAUUGUCACUUGAAGGAAGGUCUAUAGACCCUCAUGUAGAAAUUGAAACUAACUCAUCUACCUAUAUCCAAUUUUCUGUGGGGCAUAGAACACUAAUAACACUUAGUUCAGUACUAGCACUUGGUGUUGCCUUUUUCAUACUACUGAUAUCUUAUCAUACCAGGUCACUUCCACAAACUUUAUUUAGGUUUAUUUUGACAGGUCUCAUGAAGAGCCCAAGGAAUUGCAGCUUGGCAGAUAUUUCUCAAAAUUAUCCACUUUUUGUAGAAUUUCUUAAAAGUUCACAGCUUACCCUUUGUAAGAUCAUUCAUAAUAAGUAUGAAGAGCUGAAACAAAUGUUUCCACAUUCCCAAGAUGCAAUUGCUCAAGUGAUUCAACAAAUUGUCACAGCACUAUUUUACAAUGUAUUGGAAGCUUACAAACUUGUUAAGCACAACCAUAGAGGGUUAUAUCCUGUCAUUAAUAUUCACCGAUCCAGGAAGUCUCAUUCAAUGGACCGCACUCCAUGCCUGACAAAGCGGUCACAUCGUGGAGCAGCAGUGAGCGUGAAAACACAAGGACCAGUAAGACGGAGCAAUGAGGGACCGCCUUCAUUACCAUCUGCAAUACCUUCACAAGAUAGUGAUUCUCAUGAAACCCCACCAAAAGUGUUCCAGGCUGCCCAGUAUGAACAGCAUCUUGUAGAGACACUUGAAAAGGAUAUCAUUCAUAGAAAUCCUAAUGUGCAGUGGAACCGUGUCGCUGGGCUGAGCGAAGCAAAAGCAAUACUUCAGGAAGCCAUGGUACUCCCAAUGCUGAUGCCUGAUUUCUUCUGUGGAAUAAGAAGACCAUGGAAAGGAAUUCUUAUGGUGGGACCUCCAGGAACAGGAAAGACUAUGUUGGCUAAGGCAGUUGCAGCUGAGUGUGGUUCAACAUUCUUCAAUAUUUCUUCAGCAACACUUACCUCAAAAUACCGUGGAGACUCAGAAAAGCUUGUGCGACUAUUAUUUGAAAUGGCUCACUUUUAUGCCCCAAGCACUAUUUUUAUAGAUGAAAUAGAUUCACUGUGUUCACAACAUGGUACAGAUUCAGAACAUGAAGCUUCCCGAAGAUUUAAGGCAGAACUGUUGAUUCAAAUGGAUGGUCUUAAUUCUAACAGCACCAACAAUCAUUCAGAUAACAAGGUGAUAAUGGUACUAGCAGCAACCAACCAUCCAUGGAACAUUGAUGAGGCAUUUCGCCGAAGAUUUGAGAAAAGGAUAUAUGUUCCUCUUCCAAACGAUGAAACAAGAUCUGCCUUGGUGAAACUAUGCCUAGAAGGAGUAAAUGUUGAUCCUCCUCUAGAUACUAACAAAGUUGCUGACAGCCUUAAGGGCUACACAGGAUCAGACAUAAGUAAUGUAUGUAGGGAUGCUGCCCUUAUGGCAAUGAGGCAUAAAAUAUGUGGCAGGAGUCCAGAAGAAAUUAAGAAAAUCAAGAAAGAAGAUGUUGAUCUACCAGUAACUAUGCAGGAUUUUGAUGAAGCAUUAACAAGAUGUAAAAAAAGUGUAUCAGCAGGAGACAUUGCAAAAUAUGAAGUUUGGAUGGAAGAAUUUGGAUCUUGCUAGAGACCUUGAAGUGAUGAUUAUUUUUUAUGAAGUGUAAA